Messenger RNA from Dermacentor andersoni, 1740 nucleotides. RefSeq names its product hapless 2-like. Lineage: Eukaryota; Metazoa; Arthropoda; Arachnida; Ixodida; Ixodidae. The record is from RefSeq and is a predicted model, not a curated record.
UUUGCCAAAUUUUUCUUGCUAUGGCUGCAGAUGCCAGUUAAAAAGAAGAGUAUCAAAACAUUCAACGCUGCAUGCACGUAAAUGUCCAAUCAGUAAGACAGCCACAGGAGCGCUGAAGCCUAACUAUAGAAAGGAAAACAAACAUGGCGCGCUCAGUGUAUUGGCCUCAACAACCGCGAAACAGUAAAACUUUAACAGUUCCGUUAUAGAGAUGAAAAUGUUAUUGGGUUUCAAAAAUUAAUGAAAAGUUAGUCGGGAUUUUUAUUGCGCCCUAGUUCAAUAAUAGGCGGCUAGGGUAUUUGCGUCACUAUCCGCAGAACAAAGCGUCCGCAAUUACCGAAACGGCUAACGAUCGGAUAGGUCGCUGGAGGGAAAGUGCGAUUGCAUAACCAAUACCACAGGCAUACCAAGAAAAAAAGAUCAGUUUUCUUUCUAUGCACUAUGCGCAAAUGCGUUGAGUAAGCGAUUCGCUCGAAAUUAUUGAUAUGGAAACGUCUUUUUUUUUUUUUUUUCAGUGGAACUCCACGAUUCUGAAUACGGCAUGAUUGCUUCGCGGUCUGUGACACUGAGGCCCGGCAAGCAGUGCAUCUGCUACCUCUCAUGCCACUGCAGCUGUGGAAAUGAGAGCCUCUCCUGCCACCUCAUCACCGAACUGGACGCCCUCAAGGCUGGCAUCUACAAGAGCCGCGCCACGAGAUCCAGCACCAAGAGGCGCCCUUAUGACGGCGUCAAACAAUUCCUCAUUUGGUUCCUCGUGGCGAAACUUGCUGCCGGGUUUCUGAAGGCCUGUCUCGGGUGCCUGGGCUGUGAACGCGUUGGCCAGUUUGGCUUACAUUCCUUGAUAUACGGCAAAGGCCACCUCAAGCACUACUACGAACCCGAAAUUAGGAAGUACACUGUGCAGCACGACAGAGAAGGCCACCCCAUUCACCCAAAAACGAAGCUACGUAUGAGAGUGAUCAGCUACAAGACCGAGUUCCUGCUCAACGUCUUCUUCUUCAUCAUCUGGCCUGUGCUGCUCUGCAGGAAAAGCGUCGAUAGGGGGUCGCCUUCCAAGUACCAGUACCAUGUUCUUGACAGCAGCAGCACUAGCCUUGACGAUCAGUCGGCUCGCAUCACGCGACCCACAAGCGAAUUCAUCGUGCCAACAAAAUUUAUCGACGAGAGAAGAACGCGUUCGCAUACUUAGGAAAAGAAACCGCAGGAUUCGUGUUGGUUUUUCUUUUUCUGUCAUGCACCAGCCUUCUUAACAUUCUCUUCAAGAUCAGGGCCCUUGCGCUUCAAUAUAAACAAUUGUAAAUAGUAUUCAUUUCUUCAGUUAUAGGUGGCGCCCGUAUUGAAAAGAGAGCAAACAUUUCGACUAAUUAAGGUAUUCCAGAAACUUGGAGCGCAGCAUUCUAUGUCGAUGAUUCAAUAUUCAUGUAAAUUUUCUUGUUACAAGACGGUAUCCUUAGUUGUGGGCGAACAAAGACUAGGUCGUUUCAGAACAAAGAUCAAACAGCAGCUCGAAUUAAGUUAUGCGAUUUAUGACGGCUGUGUGCACAUCGCUAUUCGAGGAUUAUUUUGAUAAAACACUGUAAGCCAAGCUUUUAGUUAUAAAUAAAAAAAGUGCAUGAUUUGUGUCGGAUCUUCGGAGAAAAUCACGACACGAAUCUGUUCACAAAUAUCUAAUAACAGUAGUUCGCCUUGCGCAAUGGUGUUUCUGCUAAAGUCAGCAGAGGACUGCGGUUUGAAACUCGA